CCGAGGAGGGCGCUGAGGCCAUGGAGGUGGGCUGCGACGAUGCUGCUGAGAGCGAGGAGGAGGAGGAGGAGGAGGAAGACGAGGAGGCGGUUCGGCGGUUACGGCAGCAGCUGCUGCAGGCUACCGCCAGCGGCCGCAAAGGAGGGGCAACACCCGUAGGCAAGGCGGCAGCAGGUGCAGCGGGCAGGAGCGGAGGAGGCCCCAGCAGCAAGGGCAACACGCCGGAUGCUGGAGCGGGUCGCAGGCAGGCAGGGAAGGCUGGUGCUGCGGCUGCUGCGGCUGGCAGGACGACGCAGGAGGAGGAGGGAGAUGGGGAGGAUGUGCAGCAGAAGCAGCAGUUGUCACAGCAGCAGAAGCAGCAACGAAGAGGCACCAAGUCCCUGGCGGUGACUCCGGUAGCAGCCUCGAAGCGAACCGCCGCAGCAGCAGCAGCUGCAAAAGCGGCCGGCGUUGCGCCUGCGACAGCGCCCGCCAAGGCGCGUGGGAAGGCCACUGCCGCUACUGCCGCAGCGGCGGCUGCCCGAGGGGAUGACAUGGUUGAGGAGGAGGAGGAGCAGCAGAGGCCGGCAGCAAAGGGUCGCACGACGGGCGGCAAGGAGGCGAAGCGGAAGGCGGGUGCAGCAGCAGCAGCGGCUAGCACUCGGGGCCUGUCGAGGCUAGCCCGUGCGCUGGACCUGCCGUCCCCUGCUCCCCUGGCUCCCCUGGCUGCCAAGCAGGCUGCCGCUGCGGCUGCUGCUGCUGCUGCCACUCCUCGUACGGCAGCAGCAGCUGAGGCCGAGCAGGGGCGGCAGCAGCAGCAGCAGCAACCACCGGCGUCAGCGCGGAAGGGUGCAGCGAAGCAGGCGCCGCCCCCGGAGGAGGCGGAGCAACAGCCGCAGCAGCAGGAGCAGCAGGGAGGGAAGAAGCAGAAGGCGGGGCAGGCGGCUAAGAAGGCGGCGAGUGCUCCUAGCACGCCGAUAGGCCGCCCUGCAAAGGGUGCUGCUGCUGCUGGUGGCAAGGGGGGCAAGGGAAGGCCGGCGGUUGGAUCCAUGACUGGUCCGGCGAAGAAGGCGCGCAGGGGUUGAUGGGAGCGGUUGGAGGAUGGGGGGGGGUCGCGGGUGGCAAGACGUGGAAGUAUUAAGGAUGGUGGUUAGGUGGUGUAGAGAUGGGAGGGGCGUCGUGUAGGGUUGACAGGGUUAGGGGGUAGGCAGGUCCUGUGGGCAGGCUACCGCUGGGCGGGGUUGCACAGGGGGGUCAGAACUCUGGAGGAGUGUGUAGGAGAGGGUGUAUGUCAGCGGCUGUUAUGCACGUGUGUUGCUCCAACGGGAGAAAUGAUACUGAUCCCAGCUGACAUCACUGGAUGGGAGGUGUGCUGCGGAGUGAGUGGCCCGAGCUUGGUGGCCCAGAGCCUGGAUGCUGGGCUAAGCGCAAUGACAGCGCAGCGAGAUGCCUGUUGAGCGCUGUUCGAAGCUGUGGCAUCUGACGAAUCCUGACACGUCUUCUUGUAAAACACAUGGGCUAGGA
Messenger RNA from Astrephomene gubernaculifera, 1503 nucleotides. NCBI's taxonomy places the organism in Eukaryota, Viridiplantae, Chlorophyta, Chlorophyceae, Chlamydomonadales, Astrephomenaceae. The record is from the annotation of a GenBank genome assembly.